UUGGGGGAAAGAAUGCGCUGGUUUGCAGAACUGAAAGGCUGACAAGCGGAAGAAAGAAAGGAAAAGAAAAGAAGGGGGAUUUAAAAUCAACGUUUUGGGUAUAAAGUCCGAGCACACCCGAGGCUCUGAUUUCGCCAGCUCUGGAUUGUGAAUGUUAUUUGAACUGAGCGGAGCCAGGGAACAAACAAACACACGUUUUAUAAAACCCACUCGCUCGCGCACAAAAAGGGGUGGGGGUGGGGGCUUAUACAGAGAAACAUUUGGGGAUUUGCGCUACAGCAUGGAGGAGAAUGACCACAGUCCUAGGGAAGAAGCACUGGAGCAGCAGGAGUCCAGCAGCAGCAGCAGCGAUGCGGAGCCCAACAGGAGCCGGGCGAUGAUCCUGCCCGUGGUUCUGCAGGCGCCUGGGAAUCACCAGCACCCGCACCGGAUCACGAACUUUUUCAUAGACAACAUCCUGAGGCCGGAGUUCGGGCGGAGGAAGGAAGGGGGGACCUGCAGCAGCGGAGGCAGCAGCGGCAGUAGCCCGGAGCAGCUGCUCUUAGCCGGCAGGGAGAACCGACGGAGUCCCUCUGCGGCGCCGGGAGCUGGGGGGCAGCUCACCGGCGGAGGGGGAGGCUCCGCGGGCGAAGGAGAAGGGGGCUCCAAAGCCCUUGCCCUCAAUGGGGGAGCCAAGAAAGGAGGCGACUCCGGGGCCCUGGAAGGAGCCUUGAAAUCCCGAGGGCUAAGCGGCGGCGACCUGUCUGUGAGCUCGGACUCUGAUAGCUCCCAAGCCAGCUCCAACACCAGUAACCAGCCCAUGCUCUGGCCAGCCUGGGUUUACUGUACUAGAUACUCGGACAGGCCUUCUUCAGGCCCCCGCUCUCGUAAACCAAAGAAGAAGAAUCCCAACAAAGAAGACAAGCGUCCCAGGACAGCCUUCACCGCGGAGCAGCUGCAGAGACUGAAAGCGGAGUUUCAGACGAACAGAUACUUGACGGAGCAGAGGAGGCAGAGCCUGGCUCAGGAACUCAGCCUCAACGAGUCUCAGAUCAAAAUCUGGUUUCAGAACAAACGAGCCAAAAUCAAGAAAGCCACUGGCAACAAGAACACCCUGGCGGUGCAUCUCAUGGCACAAGGACUGUACAACCACUCCACCACAUCAAAAGACGGCAAGUCAGACAGUGAAUAG
Molecule: messenger RNA, 1171 nt
Organism: Mauremys reevesii (Reeves's turtle)
Lineage: Eukaryota; Metazoa; Chordata; Testudines; Geoemydidae
Gene: EN2
Product: engrailed homeobox 2
Exons: 2
Coding region: 152-1171 (339 amino acids)
Biological process (GO): multicellular organism development; neuron differentiation; regulation of transcription by RNA polymerase II
Cellular component (GO): nucleus
Molecular function (GO): DNA-binding transcription factor activity, RNA polymerase II-specific; RNA polymerase II cis-regulatory region sequence-specific DNA binding
Source: RefSeq, a predicted model, not a curated record